Funneliformis mosseae is the source of this 442-nucleotide messenger RNA. NCBI's taxonomy places the organism in Eukaryota, Fungi, Glomeromycota, Glomeromycetes, Glomerales, Glomeraceae. The record is from the annotation of a GenBank genome assembly.
AUUUUGAUUGUAACAGCAGUAUGUCUCGUCGUACCUACUCUUUAUUUGUACAGAAAACGUGCCUCCCGUUUGAAUCGUUCGAGUGUGGUUCCAAAACAAACUAUUAUUAUCGAAAGAACUACUGCCGUCAACACUUCUGAAGCGGACCCAUCUACUGAUAAAAAUGAAAAUAUUGAUAUUAAUUCUUAUGGAGGAUUUAUUCCAUAUAUUCGUAAACUUCAUGCUGAUCAAGGUCUUUGCGUCUCAUCAAAGUUACCCUAUCCAAAUACUAUUUCAGUUAUCGAUCCUAUGAUCAUAAAAGCUACUUUAACGGCUGGUGACCGCCCUAUUUAUUUGUUUAAAUUCUUGGAACCUUUUCUUGGGGAAGAUAAUUUACAAAUUUUUGAGGCCGGGAGAGCUGCUAGAUUUAGGAAAUUAAUUGGUACUUCAUUAGGACAUAAAG